Cornus florida is the source of this 1254-nucleotide messenger RNA. RefSeq lists its product as uncharacterized. NCBI's taxonomy places the organism in Eukaryota, Viridiplantae, Streptophyta, Magnoliopsida, Cornales, Cornaceae. Bases 1 to 1254 code for a protein of 417 amino acids. The transcript has 3 exons. The record is from RefSeq and is a predicted model, not a curated record.
AUGGCUAGGGUAAAGACUGUUGCUCGCGGACAUUAUCACCAUAGGGCCAGGCGGAGAUUGGACGACGAGGCAGGUCCAUCUCAUGCCCAGAACCCCAUUUAUGAGUCUGAGCCAGAGCCCUCUCAUAUUCAGGAGGAGCCAGCAGAGCCCACUCCACCUCAGUCUCCAUCUACUGACAGUCGAUUACAGUCUUCAGCCGAGCUUUCUCCAAAAUCUCCAAGAGUUGAACAUACAAAAGUUGAUCGUACCUUUUUAGAACGUUAUCCAGGAUUACGUCGUCAAAUAUGGGAUUAUCCUGUUGAAAAACGUGAUGAAGUUCAUCGAGCUUAUAUCAAAGCGAAAGCAUACCAAAUUAUGCUUUCAGAAUAUCCGCUUUCUGGAUUGGAAAAACAUCCUCGUUGGUUUCUAUCAUCUUGGUUUAAAUUAUUUCUUACCUGGUUAGAGUAUUCUCCUUCAAAUGAUGUUGCAUUUUGCUUACCUUACGUUCUUUUUGGAGCGAAGCCAGCGGGGCAUCCCAAAACCAAUGCAUUCACUAGUGAAGGAUUUCGAAGUUGGAAGAAAGUUAAUAAUGGCAAUAAGUGUGCUUUCUUAAAUCAUAUGGGAGGAAGUCCAUGUUCUGCUCAUAACAUUGCUAAGAGAGCAUUCCGAUGGCUUAAUUAUCAAGCUUGUGCUUUUAGAGGGCAUGAUGAAUCCCUUCAAUCAAGUAAUCGAGGCAAUUUCAUUGAAAUGGUAAAGGCUUUUGUGUCAUAUAAUGAUGAUGUUGCUAAAAUUGUUCUUGAAAAUGUUCCAAAAAAUGCCAAAUAUACCUCACCACAAAUUCAAAAGGAGAUUUUGCAUAUUAUUUCUACAAAAGUGAGAAGUAAGUUUCGUGAAGAUAUCGGCGAUGCCAAGUUUUGUAUUCUUAUUGAUGAAGCUCGUGAUGAAUCUAAAAGAGAGCAAAUGGCUCUCGUUUUAAGAUACGUUGAUAAGGAUGGUUUUUUACAAGAACGUUUCUUUGAUCUUGUGCAUGUUAAAGUUAUAACUUUAUUGAAUUUAAAAAAUGAUAUUUGUGCGGUUCUUUCUCACUAUAAUCUUGAUGUUCACAAACUCCGAGGUCAAAGUUAUGAUGGUGAUGGAAAUAUGCGUGAUGAAUGGAAUGGUUUGCAAGCAUUAUUUCUUAAUGAUUGUCCUUAUGCAUAUUAUGUGCAUUUCUUAGCUCACCAACUACAACUAGCUUUAGUUACAACAUCUAAAGAAGUAAUCGCCGUCCAUUAA